Messenger RNA from Rana temporaria (common frog), 3151 nucleotides. Its product is annotated as periodic tryptophan protein 2 homolog. The record is from RefSeq and is a predicted model, not a curated record. Gene Ontology annotation, cellular component: Pwp2p-containing subcomplex of 90S preribosome; small-subunit processome. Gene Ontology annotation, molecular function: protein binding. Bases 137 to 2875 code for a protein of 912 amino acids. Gene Ontology annotation, biological process: ribosomal small subunit assembly; maturation of SSU-rRNA from tricistronic rRNA transcript (SSU-rRNA, 5.8S rRNA, LSU-rRNA). Lineage: Eukaryota; Metazoa; Chordata; Amphibia; Anura; Ranidae. The transcript has 21 exons.
CCGGAAGCGGCCAUAUUGUUGAAGUCCUGUCUGUGGUCUCCGGAAACAUGGCGGCGGUCCGAGCGGAAGUCAGCUCCACAAGGCGGAAGCAAAAGAAAGUACACGGCGAGGGACACAUGUGAGAGGAGCCGAGAGGAUGAAAUAUUCAUACAAGUUCAGUAACCUGCUGGGCACCUUCUACCGGCGCGGGAAUCUCACCUUCACCCCGGAUGGCAGUUCUCUCCUCAGCCCGGUGGGCAAUCGUCUGAGUGUCUUCCACCUCAAGAAUAAUAAUGGAGAGACUCUCCCUUUGGCCACCCGCUGCAACAUCUCCUGUGUGGCGCUCUCACCGGACGGCUCUCUGGUGAUCUUGGUAGAUGAAGAGGGAUCCGCGCUCCUCGUCAGUCUCAUCACAAAGUCCGUCCUCAACAACUUCAAUUUCCAGCAGCCGGUCCACAGCAUCAGCUUCUCUCCGGAUGGCAGGAAGUUUGUGGUGUGUAAGGGCUCGCUGGCUCUCAUGUACCAUGCUCCGGGGAAGAGGCGAGAAUUUAAUGCUUUUGCUCUGGAUAAAACCUUCUAUGGUCCGUAUGAUGAGACGACGUGCAUUGAUUGGACGAAUGAUUCCCGGUGUUUUGCGGUUGGCAGUAAGGACAUGAGUACCUGGGUGUUCGGCGCUGAGCGAUGGCAGCAACUCAUCUAUUACUCGAUCGGCGGCCACAAGGAUGCCAUUGUCUCCUGCUUUUUUCUGGAGGACAGUUUGGAUCUGUACACAAUCAGUGCAGACGCCGCUCUCUGUAUGUGGCAGUGCGACAUGGAACUGUCACAGCUCCUCCCCCGAGCACCCAAGAAGAAGCCGGCUGAGACAGAAGACGUGGAGAAGGAUAAAGGGGAGGAGAUUCGAGGAAUGGCCAAUCCUGCUGCAGAGGAAAAGAUUGGGAGAGUUUCCUACAGCAGGAAAAUCAGGCAUUUCUUCAAUAAAGAUGGAGAUUUCACCGCGCUCACCGCCGCCGCCUUCCAUAAGAAGCUCAAUCUACUGGUCACCGGAUUCUCUUCCGGAACUUUCCAUAUCCAUGAACUCCCUGAAGUGAGCCUCAUCCACUCACUCAGCAUCUCGGAUCAGAGUAUUUCUUCCAUCACAAUAAACAGCACCGGGGACUGGAUUGCAUUUGGCAGCAGUGGCCUGGGCCAGCUAUUGGUGUGGGAGUGGCAGAGCGAGUCCUACGUGUUGAAGCAGCAGGGUCACUUCAAUAACAUGGUGUCCCUGUGCUACUCGCCCGACGGGCAACAUAUCGUCACCGGCGGAGAUGACGGCAAGGUGAAAGUUUGGGACACCAGUAGCGGAUUUUGCUUCGUCACUUUCACAGAUCACACCAGCAGUAUUACCGCGGUGACCUUCACCAGCAACGGACAGGCGGUGCUCAGCGCUUCAUUGGAUGGCACUGUCCGGGCCUUCAGCUUAUUGAGGUAUCGCAACUUUCGCACUUUCACCUCCCCCCGGCCAACUCAGUUCUCCUGUUUGGCGGUGGACAGUAGUGGGGACAUUGUAUGUGCUGGAGGGCAAGAUUCCUUUGAAGUUUAUGUAUGGAGUAUACAGACAGGGAGACUGCUAGAUGUGUUAGCCGGACAUGAAGGACCCAUCAGCAGCAUUGCCUUCAACCCAUGUAAGUCUGUCCUGGCCACCGCAUCCUGGGACCAAACUGUGAGGCUGUGGCACAUGACAGACAGCUGGAGGACUACGGAGACCUUCAGCCUCAAUGCGGAUGCGCUGGCAGUCACCUUCCGACCGGAUGGAGAGGAACUGGCGGUGGCGUCUCUGGACGGUCAGAUCACCAUGUGGGACCCCGAGAAGGGAACCCAGACUGGAUCCAUCGAGGGAAGACAUGACCUGCAAAUGGGCCGAAAGGAGUUGGACAAAGUGACCGCUAAACACUCUGCUAAGGGGAAGGCAUUCACCACGCUGUGCUACUCUGCAGACGGGCAGGCGCUUCUGGCUGGGGGGUCAUCGCGGUUUGUCUGCAUUUACCACACGAGGGAGCAGCUGCUGGCCAAGAAGUUUGAGAUCUCCUGUAAUUAUUCUCUGGACGCCAUGGAGGAGUUCCUGGACCGGCGUAAGAUGACGGAAUUCGGUAGUCUGGCGUUAAUCGAUGAAGGUGCUGGAGACGAGGGUGGGGUUGCCCUGAGUCUUCCGGGAGUGCGUAAAGGUGAUAUGAGUUCCCGCCGCUUCAAACCAGAAAUCCGCGUGACGGCACUGCGAUUUUCUCCGACAGGGCGCAGUUGGGCGACCACAUCCACAGAGGGUCUCCUCAUCUUCUCUCUGGACUCCAGUACGGUUUUUGACCCGUUCCAGCUGGAUGAAGAGGUGACGGCGGGGAGCGUACGCCGAGCGCUGAGAGCGGCCCAGUGGACUCGGGCUUUGGUCAUGGCAAUGAGGCUGAAUGAAGAGAGCCUCCUCCAGGAGACUCUAGAGAGCGUGCCGUGCACGGACAUUAAGGUCCUCUGCUCCUCCCUGCCGGAGUUGUAUGUGGAACGGCUGCUGGCGAUCUUGGCAUUGCAGAUUGAACGAUCGCGGCAUCUCCAGUUCUAUCUGAUGUGGGCUCAUGAACUGCUGAUGCAGCACGGACAGAAGAUGAAGAGUCGGUCGGUUUCCUUAUUACCCGCCAUUCACUCUCUAUGGAAGAGCAUCCAAACUCACUUCAAUGACAUCUCCAAGCUUUGUGAUUGGAACCGAUACAACAUGAAGUUUGCAGUGUGCCUGUCCCGGCAGCGAGGGAUGAAGCGGUUGGCGGAGGACGGUGACGAGGAGGGCGGGGACAGCGAUGUGGAGGAGGGCGGGGACAGCGAUGUGGCGUCUGAGCUGGCCUCAUUGGAGGACAUGAUGGAAGAGAUUGCCGAGUGAUGUGAUUGGAGAUCUGAGAUGGAAGAGAAGAGCCGCUCUCUGGACCUCGGAGAGAAGCGAUGGGCGUUCGUCCGCCGCGUCCUCGCCAAAAUAUCUUCCGUGUUUUACAGAGAAAAUGAUGGAAUUCUGCUGGAAGAUCAUCCGGUGUGUGCACAGGGGGCGGAGACUGGUCACAUGGGGGGGCGGGGUCACUGCUGGUUGUGUCUCUGUGAUACACGGGGGCACUUCACUCUUUGUAUUUCAAACUCCCAAAUAAAGUUCUAUAUAUUUUCUUAU